This is a messenger RNA of Vidua chalybeata, 4206 nucleotides long. RefSeq names its product alcohol dehydrogenase iron containing 1 (gene ADHFE1). The transcript has 14 exons. NCBI's taxonomy places the organism in Eukaryota, Metazoa, Chordata, Aves, Passeriformes, Viduidae. Gene Ontology annotation, molecular function: alcohol dehydrogenase (NAD+) activity; metal ion binding. Gene Ontology annotation, cellular component: mitochondrion. The coding region runs from base 33 to 1430 and encodes 465 amino acids. The record is from RefSeq and is a predicted model, not a curated record.
GGCCCCGUCCCCGGCUGUCCAAGAUCCGGGCGAUGGCGGCGGGGCGGGCGCGGGUGUCCCGCCUGCUGCGGCAGCUGGAGCGGGCAGCUUGUCGGUGCCCGAGCCAUGGCCACACUUAUUCCCAAGCUCCUGAACAGCCUACCUUGGGGAAUACAGACUAUGCAUUUGAGAUGGCCAUUUCAAACAUCCGCUAUGGAGAAGGAGUUACGAAAGAGAUUGGCAUGGACCUGCAGAAUCUUGGUGCUAGAAGAGUUUGUUUGAUGACAGAUAAAAACCUCUCCAAACUCCCUCCUGUAAAUGCAGUGUUGAAUUCCUUGGCGAAAUAUGGUAUAAACUUCCAAAUGUAUGAUAAUGUCCGUGUGGAGCCAACAGACCAAAGUUUCCUGGAUGCCAUUCAAUUUGCUAAAAAGGGAGAGUUUGAUGCCUAUGUUGCUGUUGGAGGUGGGUCUGUAAUGGACACCUGUAAAGCUGCCAAUCUGUAUGCAGCCAGCCCUUCAUCAGAAUUCCUGGAUUAUGUCAAUGCUCCUAUUGGGAAAGGGAAGCCGGUCACUGUACCCCUCAAGCCACUUAUUGCAGUUCCCACAACAUCUGGCACUGGAAGUGAAACCACUGGUGUUGCCAUUUUUGACUUCAAAGAGCUAAAAGUUAAAACCGGUAUUGCUUCAAGAGCCAUUAAGCCAACGUUAGGCAUCAUUGAUCCUUUACACACACUGUCUAUGCCUGAACGAAUAGUGGCCAACAGUGGCUUUGAUGUGCUUUGCCAUGCCCUGGAGUCGUACACUGCUCUCCCUUACAACCAGCGCCGUCCCUGCCCCUCCAAUCCCAUCAACCGCCCAGCCUACCAAGGCAGCAACCCCGUCAGCGACGUCUGGGCUCUGCACGCUCUGCGCCUUGUCGCUAAGUAUCUGAAAAGAGCCAUCAGAAACCCUGAAGACCGUGAAGCAAGAGCCAACAUGCACCUGGCAAGUGCUUUUGCUGGUAUUGGCUUUGGCAAUGCUGGUGUUCAUCUCUGCCAUGGAAUGUCUUACCCUAUUUCUGGUUUGGUGAAAACUUACAAACCAAAGGAUUAUAAUGUGGAUCACUCUUUAGUGCCGCAUGGCCUUUCUGUGGUGCUGACAUCCCCAGCAGUGUUUGCUUUCACAGCACAGAUACAUCCUGAACGGCAUUUAGAAGUUGCAGAGAUUCUAGGAGCUGACAUCCGCACUGCCAGAAUCAAAGAUGCGGGGCUUAUUUUGGCAGACACACUCCGGAAAUUCCUAUUUGAUCUGAAUGUUGAUGAUGGCUUAGCUGCAAUUGGUUAUUCCAAAGCAGACAUCCCGGAGUUAGUCAAAGGCACUCUGCCUCAGGAGAGAGUGACUAAACUAUCACCACGUCCCCAAACAGAAGAAGACUUAUCUGCUCUCUUUGAGGCUUCCAUGAAACUUUAUUAGCUUAAACAUGUUCUGGAAAGUGUGGUCUAUUCUAACACAGAGGUAGUUUCUCAUAGAUACGGGACUGAACUUGUUUAGAGCAUGGAAGAAUUUGGGUAACUUUGACUUCUGUUCCAUUGUACACUGCCAAAAGGUCACGUAAUUCAUCUUUAACCAAACAGUGCUUUGAAGUGAGGACCUGACUGUGGUUUCUUUCUUGCUCAGCUGUCAGUGACAUUGACUUGCAUAAAAGUUGGAGCAGAUUUCUUGCAUUACUGGAGACUUUUUUGUGCUUCAGAGGUGGUCAAAGGUAGAAAAAUGUUUUAAGAAAUAUUUCAAACCAUUUUGCAAAUUAUGCUUCUAUUUAAAUAUCCAUCAUUUUGUUUUAAAAAGUCAUGCUAGUUAAGAAAUAAUAAAGGUCAUUUUUAAUUAGGAAGGGAAAGUCCCCUGCAGAAAAUGUCAGCUUACUGUAUUCUGUUCUGCUUUAUCAUCUUUUUACCAUCUGGCUUUGCUAAGAAGGCUGUUGGACUGGGGUGCUUUUUCAUUGUUUGAUUACAAAAAAUCUACACACUUCAUAGCUGUUUGGAAAAGAUUGCUUGAAAAUUUGGUUUGGGUUAAAAUUCUGACAGAUAUUGUCAUAUAUUUAUCUUUCCUCUUAUAAUCUCUAUAAUUGUCAUGUAUUUAUCUUUCCUUUUAUGCUCUAUAUGAGGUGUUCAUCAGAGGAGAAAAGCCAGAGUAAAGCAUGGUCACACACUCAACAGGAACCAUAUAACAGCAAGACAGCAUCCAUCAUGGUCAUUCUGUCUGUCUGGAGGCAGCAUCCCCCCUUUCCUGCUGUGUUCUGUGGAAGGAAGCUCUCAACUGCAUCUUGCUUUGCUGUGAAUCAAUUGCUUCUGCUGAACUCCUGCAGGUGCUGUCCCUCAGAGUGCAGCCACCAGCCUGAGGAAGUGGCUGUGUGCUGUGGUUCAAUAGUAAAAAGUGGUGGUGAAGCAUUUGGCUGCACACUGCCCCGCGGGGAGCACUGGUUAAAUGUGGGAAGGAGCGUGCACCUUCCGAGCAGUUAACCAGCUGGUUGACUGUCAACUGAGAAAGGGAAGUGGGGAAGGGAGGAAGGAAACUGACAUUUUAAUAUUAUUUUCCUUUAUUUAAAAAGUCCACGUGGUUGUGUAUACAGUUCUUUUAAAUCAGAUUCUGCUUCAUGCUGGACUCUUUCAGCAUCUGAUUCAUGCUGCUACCACAGCACAAGACAAAUGAGAGAAGAGCCUUGUGACUUCUGGUGUGCAUAUUUCUUUCUGCUGGGGAAGGAGCACUUUUCAGUCACCCUGUUGAAGUAGAAGGCUCUAUCCUUGCAUCUUUGCAUUUGGGUAUUUGUCUGAUCAAACUAGUGCUGUCCUAACAUCUGAGGACAGAUGUGUACUGGAUAUUGACGCUGGAUCCAUUUCAGGGCUGUUGAAACAGGUGGAUGGAUACUGGCUGAAGACUGCUUGUUUUUAGCAUCAGAACGGGUUUGAUGGCCAUAGGACUGCACUGCCACUGUGUGAUACACAUGUGAUUUCCAUGUCCUUCUGAGCCUUCCCCUCUGCUGAAAUUGCCCACAAGUACCUCUGUCAUGUAGGCUGAUGUGGUAAUAGCAAGGGAUUCACUUCAUUCUAUUGUGCAAAGCUGACAUCUUUGGAAGAAAAAACUUUUUGUCAAAACCUUUUGUCUAACCCUGUUGUUCAAAGUCAGGCUGGAUGAGGCUCUGAACCCAGCCUAGUGAAAGAUGUUCCUGCCCAUGGCAGGGAGUUUAGAACUAGAUCUUUAAGAUCUCUUCCAGCCCAAACUGUUCUGUGGUUCUAUAUAAACUCAUAUCCUGUUUUGUUUUCCCACUCCUGUCUUUCUCCAGGCUGUGGUAGUAGUACAGAUUCAUGAAGAGACAAUCUUUUUGUCCAGGAGCCUAAUUCAUGGCAGUCCUGCUAUGUUUGGGGGGAAUAUACUCUCUGAGGAACUGAGCAGCAUGUGAUUUCAUCACUGCAGCAGAGCACUUUGAUGGGCUGCUUAGGGAGGUAGGAUAACUUCUUCUAACACACUUCUUCUGCCUUUUAUGCCUGUAUGGCAGUUAUUGGCAGGUUGCAUUUUCAACUGACAGAACCUCACUGACAGAACUUCCUAUACCAGGUAACCUGCAGCUCCUGAUGGUUUAUAAAAUAAACUCCAUACCCCCUUUGAUACCCAUAUUUUACAGAGGAGACAAAGGAGUUUAUGUAAUACCUAACAUAAGCAAAUGGUGCUGUAAGAAAGAGACAUUUCUGUUUUCCACACCUCUUUGGCUGCUUCAAGGUCUUCAACUGUCUUAAACUGGUUGUGAAAUCUCUCCCAUGGACAUCAGCUACAUGUGAAAAUCUCUCUCACAGACAUCAGUCUCCACCACCAAUUAUUAGUUACCAGUAGAGAUUUUCUGAGGAAAAAUCAAGAGAGCUCAAGCUGCCCCAGACUGCUGUCUUUCAAAUAGUGGUGAUGUGACAGGGUGUGACAUCCUGGCUUCUGGGCAGUGGCAGUUUUAUUCACAACUGAAGAGCUACAUGGGGUUUUUCAUCUAUUAUCUCCCUAAAUUACUCUAUACUGGUGUUCCUGUGGGGAGCUGGGGUAACACUCUAAUUGUGAGUUCCCAGUGGUGGUUGGGCAUGUGUGAGAUCUGGGAGGCUUGUUCUUGUGGCUCAUGUUACUGCUGAGUUACUCAAACCCUCUGUGAUGGAUCUAUUUGUCUAGAUUAUGCUGAAAUGCAAGUAACAAAAAUAAAACUUGUUUGUGAGCAGCA